This is a messenger RNA of Saccostrea echinata, 988 nucleotides long. Its product is annotated as BLOC-1-related complex subunit 7-like. Bases 20 to 310 code for a protein of 96 amino acids. Gene Ontology annotation, cellular component: BORC complex. The transcript has 5 exons. NCBI's taxonomy places the organism in Eukaryota, Metazoa, Mollusca, Bivalvia, Ostreida, Ostreidae. The record is from RefSeq and is a predicted model, not a curated record.
UCGUAGAUCUACGAAAGAAAUGAAUUGGAAUCAAGAAACAAAGAACAGACUGAACGAAAAAGUUGCACAGAAUGUGCAAGACGUAGGCUCCCUUGUAAGACAUGUGGUAAAAACGUCGAAAUCCAACGAGCUGUUGGCACAAGCGGCAAAGAAUUUUUCCUGUCAGGAGAACGUCAUCCAUAAUUCAUCAGAGUCAUUAAAGAAAAUGAUAACAAUAAAAACUCAGCUAGAAUAUCAAGAGUCAGCAAUAGAAAGAAGCAUGAGUACACUUUCUGAUAUUCAAGAACAGCUCAACUCCAUUAAUAGAUGAAGGAAAUUCUUAAUCAAAGCAAACCGACUUGAGUUCGCGGAAUCAAUGCGAAUCCAGUGUGAUUCAGUUGACCUGUGACCAACAUUUCUUUAUUAUUUAGUGAAUGCACACCAGAGGAUAUUCUGGGAGUUACUUUAUUCUAACAUCGAAGACAAUUAACUCUCUGUUAUACAUGUAUCAAGACAAGGACCCAGAUGAUCAAGUUGUGAAGAGUUUUCUCCCAUUUAGUUCCUUUUUCUGUUCUUAAAAACUGUUAUACUGUUAAAAAAAGACUGUGUAUUGUGAGGGAAAAAAACGAUACUGUAGAUUCCUAAAUAUAUGCGAGGAAUUAAUUAUUGCGUAAUUUCGAGAGAAGCUCCAGUCGCGAAAUAAAAUAACUCGCUUUUAUUUUUAUGGUGCUGAACUCUUUAUAAAAUCUUAUGAUCAACCUCCCACUCACGAUUUAAUAUUCCUCGCGAUAUGACGUCUAAGAGGCAUUUCCCGAUAUUAAGUACUCGCGUAAAAUAAGGAAUCUACAGUAUUGCAAUGGAUCACAGUAUUUCAGAAAAAGAUCACAUUUCAAAUUUUUACAUUUAAAGGAAGAAUAAUGUAGUUUUGAGCAAUUCUUUAUUAAAAAAUCUGCUUCUAGUAGUCUUUUUUACUCUGAAAAACCAAGAUUAAAGCAAAAGAAAGAUUUAA